Molecule: messenger RNA, 804 nt
Organism: Penicillium oxalicum
Lineage: Eukaryota; Fungi; Ascomycota; Eurotiomycetes; Eurotiales; Aspergillaceae
Exons: 5
Coding region: 1-804 (267 amino acids)
Biological process (GO): membrane organization; endoplasmic reticulum tubular network organization
Cellular component (GO): endoplasmic reticulum; membrane
Source: RefSeq, a predicted model, not a curated record
AUGGCUCCUCCUCCGCCUGCAACCAUGCCUCUGGCCGAGAGGCUGAAGACCUUGGCCCAAACCCUCCAAUUCGCCUGGUUUGUCGGCCACUUGACCCUGCUCAUCUCAGUCUUUCGCUAUACACUCUCUUUCAUCUCCUUCAACUACUAUUCCUCCGCCGCCCGGAUCUCUUACCGCCUGGCCUUUGUCUCUGCCGCCGUGACCUAUGGAAUUGUCGUCUACAAGGGUCACUUUGCGCGAGGUGUCUCCGGCAAUGUGUCACAGAUCAUCGUCAAGCUCAUCUCGGAUGAGAAUGUGCAGUACUUUGGAAUGGCGCUUGUCUGGCUCUACUCCCGUCAGCUCGUGCUGGCUCUCCUUCCCUUCAGCGUCUACUCGGUCUUCCACGUGGCGACUUACACCCGUACCUACCUGAUUCCCACCGUGCAGCCUCCGGUUCCCAACCCCUCGGGACCCGCCUCGCCCACCUCGGGCAAACCCGCCACGAAGCAGAGCCCGCUCGCCGAGACCAUCGGCCGCUUCAUCAAGCAGUACUACGAUGCCAGCAUGGGUGUGGUAGCCUCUCUUGAGAUCCUGCUUCUCUUCCGCCUCAUCAUCUCCGCCCUCACUUUCUCCAAGGGAAGCUGGGUCCUGUUGGUCAUCUAUCUGGCCUUCUUCCGUGCCCGUCACGCCCAGAGCUCCUUCGUUCAGUCGGCUGUGCGUCAGGGCUGGGAAGGCUUCAAGGGUGUGGUGCGCCAGGUCUAUGAUGCCACCAACUUGGGCCGCUACAUCUCUGGUCCCGCGGCCGCCAACAAGAAGCCCCAGUAA